This is a messenger RNA of Cavia porcellus (domestic guinea pig), 1627 nucleotides long. It is a transcript of the gene Sgf29, whose product is annotated as SAGA complex associated factor 29. The transcript is spliced from 11 exons. Gene Ontology annotation, cellular component: SAGA complex. Bases 683 to 1531 code for a protein of 282 amino acids. NCBI's taxonomy places the organism in Eukaryota, Metazoa, Chordata, Mammalia, Rodentia, Caviidae. The record is from RefSeq and is a predicted model, not a curated record.
GCCCAAGCUUAUAAAAAGGAAAAAAAACGUGUAGCUCUCCCUGGGCCUCCAAGCUUUGAACGGAAGUGCCUUGUCCUCUGCGGACUCAGGGAGCGUUCGAGGACGCGCCUGUUCCCGCCGUCGCAACUGCCAGUGAGACGUGUUUCUUUCGCCUGGGACUCUGGGUGAGGCUAGGCCGUGAUUGGGAACUCGGGAGAAAUUAGGCAACGAAGGACUGUAAUCUUCCAUCCGGGUCCACAUUGCCUGCUUUACCUACGGACGCGUCGCUUGGUUCGGACGCGCACGCGCUCUGGGUGGUAAGGGGAGGUCUCGAGAGGCCCAGUGCGCUUGCGCCCUUCGUCCCGCGUUGGACUUAGCUCGGUACUGAAAGACCGGCGUUUUUUACUGUUUGCACCAGAAGUAUCCACUUUCUAAAAGAAAAUAGAGCUAAUGUGGCCGCGUACGUCUGUAAACGCAGCUACUGUGGAGACUGAGGCAGGAGGAUUCCACGUUUGAAGUUAACGCAGGCAACUGGCAAUUUAGCAAGAGCCUGUCAAUAAAAAAAGUGCCCCACAUACCAUGGCCCUCGUGUCUGCUGACUCCCGCAUUGCAGAACUUCUCACAGAGCUCCAUCAACUGAUCAAGCAAACUCAGGAAGAGCGUUCACGGAGUGAGCACAACUUAGUGAACAUCCAGAAGACCCAUGAGCGGAUGCAGACAGAGAACAAAAUUUCUCCUUAUUUCCGAACAAAGCUUCGUGGCCUCUAUACAACUGCCAAGGCUGAUGCCGAGGCCGAGUGCAAAGAUAACAACACCCUCCAGGAUUGUGAACAUAAAAUUCAUAGAAAGUACCAGAUGCCAGCAUUCCACAGGCUCUUCUGACCAUCAUUUGUGCAUCCUCCGGAAGGCCCUGGAUAAGAUUGCUGAGAUCAAGUCUCUCUUGGAAGAGAGGAGGAUUGCGGCCAAGAUCGCAGGCCUCUACAAUGACUCAGAACCCCCACGGAAGACCAUGCGGAGAGGGGUACUGAUGACUCUGCUGCAGCAGUCAGCCAUGACCCUGCCUCUGUGGAUCGGAAAGCCUGGUGACAAGCCCCCACCUCUCUGUGGGGCCAUUCCAGCGUCAGGGGACUACGUGGCCAAACCUGGAGACAAGGUUGCUGCACGGGUGAAGGCUAUGGAUGGGGAUGAGCAGUGGAUCCUGGCUGAGGUGGUCAGUUACAGCCAUACCACCAACAAGUAUGAAGUAGAUGACAUUGAUGAAGAAGGCAAAGAGAGACACACCCUCAGCCGCCGGCGGAUCAUCCCACUGCCCCAGUGGAAGGCCAACCCUGAGACAGACCCCGAGGCCUUGUUUCAGAAGGAGCAGCUUGUGCUGGCCCUGUAUCCACAGACCACCUGCUUCUACCGGGCCCUGAUCCACACACCUCCACAGAGGCCCCAAGAUGAUUACUCCGUCCUCUUUGAAGACACCUCCUAUGCAGAUGGCUACUCCCCUCCUCUCAAUGUGGCCCAGAGGUACGUGGUGGCUUGUAAGGAGCCUAAGAAAAAGUGAAGAAGGCUGGCAGACACAGUCAGCUGCUGCCCUAAGUCUUCCUGGAAGAAGCCAACAAAGGAUUUUCUGUGAACAAAUAAAUACUCAUUCCUUUCA